Molecule: messenger RNA, 4007 nt
Organism: Carya illinoinensis
Lineage: Eukaryota; Viridiplantae; Streptophyta; Magnoliopsida; Fagales; Juglandaceae
Exons: 8
Coding region: 1674-3833 (719 amino acids)
Cellular component (GO): nuclear pore
Source: RefSeq, a predicted model, not a curated record
GAUAGAUACCUAGCUACAUACUGUCUCUUUUUUGUAUAAUUUCGCUUUCUACGCUUCCGUUUCUUUGUGUCGGGGUCGGUGAGGCCGUGUUGUUAGUUUCUGUUUUGGCUGAACUUCAUGUUUAUCUCUCUCUCUCUCUUUGUUCUGAUUGUAAAAUUUGAAACUUGCUGAAUUCUAAGUUGUAAUUCUUGGAUUUUGGCGUUCUCACUGUUUGUUUUCGAACUUUGGAUCUGGCUUGUCAACUACUAAUUAUAGUUUUGUCGCUGUGCUUGGUGUCGUGAUUCAUCCAAUUAGAACAUGGAAUUCUAUGUGGUUUUAAAAGUGCAGAUUUCAUGAAAUGGAGGUCAUGAAAUGGAAUUCUAUGUUGCUUCUUUGAUUGCUAAGCCUUAGUAUCGAAGCCUCGUUACAGUUCCUUUCCGGUGACUCGUCUCGUCGGUCCUGUACGGUUCUCAUCGUGCCACUUAUGAAUCUGGUCCAUCGGAUGGUAGGUUUCGUUUUACGUGGCAAUGACGACCCUUCCCCCGUGCAGGGAGUCUGUGAGUGCUGGACCGCUGGACAGGUCACUUGAGUGGUUCAAGUUCUCCCCUUGUUUGUAGUUAUGAUACAUACCAAAUCGAAUAGUUGAAACGCCGUCGCUUCAAUCCUUCUGCGUGACCGUUUGAUUCCGAUCCAUUUUUGCUUGUCGUCGGGUUGAAUGAAGCAACUAGUGCCCUGUUUAUCUUUUAGCUCAGCUCUUCCAAUAGUGUUUCUUUUCCCUUUCCAAUUUUUAUGGGUCUUUAGAGGUGCUCUGAGAAAUUGGAACCAACCUUAGUGCUCAACUCGACUUUCUGGUUUGAGGUCCUGAUAUUUUUGCAAUUUUCACAACAUUUUAGUGUGUGUGACCCUUUCACGCUGUCUGUAAUUCAAGCUAAUAUCCCAUUGGGUCGACCUUUAAUUCAAUGCUGAGAUGGUAUUCUCCAUUGGUUGAUAAUCAAGAAUCACCUUUGUGCUUCUAUUCUGUUCUGGGGUUUGGUCUAGAGGAGUACACUAGAUGCUUUCUUACACCUUUAUCCUCGUGAAUACAUAAACUUUCUAGUUAGCAUCCAACUUUGCAUGAGUUGUUCUGCUGUAGCAUGCUGAAUGGUUUAAAUACUUGUCUCCUGUCCUUUUGUCUCUUUUUAUUCUUUUCUGCUUCCUGCAUCUCUCGGGUGCCUUUGUUGUUACCCGUUUGAUUGUUUGCUGACAAGAUGAGUGAUCACUUUAAAUCUUUAUUUUUCUUUCCAGCGGGCUCAUGUUUGCGUUUAGUUGAGAAAAUUAUAUGGGCAAUACCCAGCACAAUGGUAUUUCAUUUUGUUCAUUGUCUGGCAUGUUCUUCUGACGACCCAAACUGGUGCCUUGUUGCAGCCUUACUGAAGAAUAAGGCAGAGUGCCAUGAGCAGUUUCUGGCACUUUAGAUGAGGAGGAACUCAUUCCAACAAAAAUCAGUUCAAUUGUGCAUCUAGAACUGGCUAUUUUCUCAAGGAGCUUCCCUCGGGUUGUUGACUUUUAAUCUUUUCUUCCUUUUCUUAGGUUCUUCAUUUGAUUGCAAUCUAAGAAGGUAAAACCAAGUAUGAAAGAGACUGGCAAGAAGAAAAUUUCAAAUAACAACCAGACAAAGCGCUCUGGAAGGAGAGACAAUAAACUUCAUCAAGAAAAUGUUUGAGGAGGCACCUCGAGAUUUGAGAACCAAUGCAAUGGUCUCUAAAGAAAGUAAGGAUGAAGUUGUAGAUAAUCCUUCUAUUGAUUUGGAGAAAGAUCCUAACAAGGGGAAGGAAGAAGUGUCAUAUGCAGAGUCAGUAAAAGAUUCAAUAUCGUCUCAAGGGGAUUUGCUGACUGCUGAUUGUGAGAAUGUAGAUAGAGCUUCUGGCCUUAAAAGGAGUCCCACAGAAAGUGGACCUGGCAGAUCAAAAGAGAGAUCUGAGCCCCAAUCAAACCAACCCCAAUCGAAAGUAAUACAUAACACUUCUAAGAAAUCCAUCACUGCAAUUAGGGGGCCUGCUAAAGUUGUUAUCCAAAGUUCUUCCGAGACGGAUUCGGAGAAAAUGAAAUUUGCUUCUGAAACUUCAUCAGAAUCUUCUGCAGGAGUUGAUGAUAAGCCUGUUGAAGAGGUAAAAGAAGCUGAUGUCUUGGAUGGGGCCUCAAAUAGUGCUCAGAGUAUUGGAACCGAUGACGACAUAAUUAAUGCUGAAGAAAGUGAUGAACAUGAGGAUGAGACAGCUUUGGAGCAAAAGAUUGAAGAAAUGGAAAUGAGAAUUGAAAGACUUGAAGAGGAGCUGAGAGAGGUUGCUGCUCUUGAAAUUUCUCUCUAUUCUGUGGUUCCUGAGCAUGGGAGCUCAGCACAUAAGGUGCACACACCCGCUAGGCGCCUUUCUAGACUCUACAUUCAUGCUUGCAAACAUUGGACUCUAGACAAGCGAGCCACAGUAGCUAAAAAUACCAUGUCGGGGCUUGUUUUAAUUGCCAAGUCCUGCGGUAAUGAUGUCCCAAGGUUAACCUUCUGGUUGACAAACACUGUUGUGCUGAGAGAGAUCAUCUCACAAGCAUUUGGGCGUUCCCGUCAGUUCAGUCCAGUGGCAAGACUUUCUGAGUCAAAUGGGAGUAGCAAGAGCAGUGAAGGGAAGUCUACAACAUUGAAAUGGAAGGGUGGCUUUGGUAGUAAACAGGCUAACGGUUUUAUGCAGCUUGUUGAGGAUUGGCAGGAGACAGGAACCUUCACGGCAGCAUUAGAAAAAGUUGAAUCCUGGAUUUUCUCUCGGAUAGUUGAGUCAGUUUGGUGGCAGGCUUUAACUCCGAACAUGCUUUCCUCAUCUGAGAAUAUGUCAUCCAAUAAAAACAUUGGAAGGUUGUUGGGACCAGUGGGUGACCAGCAGCAAGGCAGCUUUUCUGUCAACCUCUGGAAAAAUGCUUUUCAGGAUGCUUUGCAACGGCUAUGCCCUGUUCGAGCAGGGGGACAUGAAUGUGGUUGCUUGCCAGUAUUGGCAAGAAUGGUUAUGGAACGAUGUGUUGACAGACUAGAUUUUGCAAUGUUCAAUGCAAUUCUGCGUGAGUCUGCCCAUGAGAUUCCAACUGAUCCUAUAUCAGAUCCCAUUGUUGAUUCCAAGGUUCUGCCUAUUCCAGCUGGAGAUUUGAGUUUUGGAUCUGGUGCCCAACUCAAAAAUUCUAUUGGCAACUGGUCUAGAUGGCUUACUGAUAUGUUUGGCAUGGAUAGUGAUGAUUCUCUGAAGGAAAAUCAGCAUGGCAGUGAGGAUGAUGACAUGCAGGGUGGAGCUGGUGAACCUAAAUCUUUUCUUCUUCUUAAUGAGUUGAGUGAUCUCCUGAUGCUUCCAAAGGACAUGCUUAUGGACCGACCCGUUAGAGAGGAGGUGUGCCCAUCAAUCAGUCUUCCAUUGAUCAAACGGAUACUCUGCAACUUUACCCCAGAUGAAUUCUGUCCUGAUCCUGUCCCAGGAGCUGUAUUGGAGGCGCUUAAUGCUGAGAGCACUGUGCAGCGGAGAUUGUCAGGAGAUUCUGCUAGAAGCUUCCCUUAUACAGCUGCCCCUUUUAUUUACAACCCUCCUUCCUCGGCUGAGGUGGCAGAGAAAGUUGCAGAGGCUGGAGAGAAAUCUCCAUUGGCAACGAGUGCGUCUGCAGUACAGAGGAAGGGGUAUACGAGUGAUGAAGAACUAGAGGAGCUGGAUUCUCCUCUUGCAUCCAUCAUUGAAAAACUGCCUUCUUCACCAACGAUCACGGCAAAUGGGAAUGUUAAACAGGAACAUACUGAUUAUGCUAGCAUAAAUGCAAGGUAUGAACUCCUUCGCGAGGUUUGGUCCGUGUGAAUGUCAAAAGAGGGACUUGUAUAUUUAAAUUUGUUGCCUUUUUUCCCUCAUUUUUUUCAGUUUCACGUCUCUUUUUCGUUGUCUUGUAUGUGGCCAAAGCCCAAGCCAUCAGGCAUCAGCUACUUUGUAUAUUAGACUGUUCAAUUACCAUAUACAGUUUCAUGAUUGAUUCCA